AUGCAAGCCACAAUCCGUCGUCAUGAGAAGAAAGCGGAAGAGACGCCAAAGGGGAGGAAAGAGGGGGAAACUGAGAUCACGCACGUUGACGGUUCAGACAAUUCUCUGCUCCCGCUACCACUAGCGGUCAAUCAUUCGUGGUGGAAGAACCAAGCAAUGAACGGGAUCAACUCAGUCCCAUGGAGAGACAGUGAGGAGAAAUUUCGGCGCUCUGGAGCCAAUGAUCAUGAUGAACCCCUCUCGCCAAUGACAUCUGUGUGGCCAAACCCAUUAUUUCGACUGAGUGAAGUGACUACCAGUGGGCAUUCAAAAGCAUUCUCUCCUUUUGGUUAG
Molecule: messenger RNA, 333 nt
Organism: Histoplasma capsulatum G186AR
Lineage: Eukaryota; Fungi; Ascomycota; Eurotiomycetes; Onygenales; Ajellomycetaceae
Exons: 2
Coding region: 1-333 (110 amino acids)
Source: RefSeq, a predicted model, not a curated record